CCUCCCUUCCCAGUUCCUGUCCGGGUUCCUGAUGGAACUUUUGGAGAGAGAGGCUUCAGCCCGUAGCGUGGUGUACACCUUCCCGCACCUCACCAUCCAAGAGUUUGUAGCCGCAUUCACACAAUUUCUGACUGUAGAUCCCGGGAAUAUCGUGAAAUUCCUCACUGAAGCCCACAGCAAGACAGACGGGCGAUUUGAAGUAUUUCUCCGUUUUGUCGCUGGUCUCUCCUCGCCCCAGUCAGCUCGGAUCCUGGAGGAGUUUCUGGGUCCAUUUCCUAAUGAUACAACCUGCCGAGUGAUUGACUGGGUGAAGGAGGAGGUUCAACGUCAGAUUACAAAUGCAGGGAGUGAAGCUGGUAAACGGAGCCUCCUGAACACGCUGCACUACCUGUUUGAGUCUAAGAAUCCUGCACUGCCUCAGCAUAUCCUGGGAUCUGUGGAAACACUUUCAUUCAGUGGACUGCGAAUGACCCCGAUUGGCUGUGCGGUCCUGUCUCAUGUCAUCAGCCGCUGUAAUACAAUCAAACAUCUUGAUCUGUGCAGCUGCGGCAUCCAGUGUGAAGGUCUCCAGCGGCUGGGACCGGCUCUGCACAAGUGCCAGCGCUUGGGACUGCGAGACAACGACCUGGGAGAUUCCGGAGUGAAACUGGUGUCUGUGGCUCUGAGGAACCGGCACUGUCAAAUACAGGCACUGUGGCUGGACAAGGUCGGUCUCACAGAUUCUGGAUCCGAGGAUCUCGCCUCCGCUCUCAGUACAAACCACUCACUGACGGAGUUGGACCUGAGUGAUAAUAAGUUGGGAGAUUUAGGAGUGAAACUGGUGUCUGUGGCUCUGAGGAACCCGGACUGUAAAAUACUGAGACUGGGGCUGGACAAGGUCGGUCUCACAGAUUCUGGAGCCGAGGAUCUCGGCUCCGCUCUCAGUACAAGCCCCUCACUGACGAAGCUGGGCCUGCGUGGGAAUGACCUGGGAGAUUUAGGAGUGAAACUGGUGUCUGUGGCUCUGAGGAACCCGGACUGUAAAAUACAGGCACUGUGGCUGGACGGUGUGGGUCUCACUGAUUUUGGAGACGAGGAUCUCGCCUCCGCUCUCAGUAUAAACCCCUCACUGACACAGCUGGGACUGGGUGGUAACAACCUGGGAGACUCCGGAGUGAAACUGGUGUCUGCGGCUCUCGGGAAACCAGACUGUAAAAUACUGGCACCGGGGCUGGACAAGGUCGGUCUCACAGAUUCUGGAGCCGAGGAUCUCGCCUCCGCUCUCAGUACAAGCCCCUCACUGACGGUGCUGGACCUGACACACAACUCCCUCACAGACGGAUGUGUCCCCGCUCUCUGCCGCCUCAUACGGAACCACCCGAGUCUGGAGCAGAUCAUGCUGGGGGCGAAUCAGUUCAGUGCAGAUGGACGGAACCAGUUGCAGUGUCUGCAGGGAAUCAGAACCGGACUGAAUGUGGCCGUGUGAACAUAUCGGGGUGUAAACGUCACCGCCCCCUGGGGACGGGAAUAUUGUUGGCCGAUUCCCCGCCCUCCCUCCCCUUUAAACGGCCGCCCACCCUCCCCUUUAAACGGCCGCCCACCCUCCCCUUUAAACGGCCGCCCACCCUCCCCUUUAAACGGCCGCCCUCCCUCCCCUUUAAAUGGCCACACUCCGGGUUUAAACGCCAGCAGUUCCCGGGCCGGGUGGGCGGUGAAGUCAGGCAGCCCUGCCCGCUGUCACGUGACCCGGAUACGCGGCGCUGCUGCUGGUGACGGAUAUCCGGUGCUGCCCCCAGUGGGGGACGGGGGAAUUACAGGAUCCCAGAUGUGACAUCAUCAUCAGCCCCCGCUCCUGUUGCGGAUUGAUGAUGACAUCAGCAGCAUUGUUCAAACUGUUCAUUCACACAGCAAUGUCUGUUACUGCUUUAUCAUCUGUAAAUCACAUGUAAAUAGUUGAUUGCAGUAAUAAAUAUUGUGUCAGUGGAUGUCUGGCCUACUAAUAUUUGCAGAACUCAAUAAACACUUGGCAAUUCU
Molecule: messenger RNA, 2013 nt
Organism: Amblyraja radiata (thorny skate)
Lineage: Eukaryota; Metazoa; Chordata; Chondrichthyes; Rajiformes; Rajidae
Product: NACHT, LRR and PYD domains-containing protein 3-like
Exons: 8
Coding region: 32-1465 (477 amino acids)
Cellular component (GO): cytoplasm
Molecular function (GO): protein binding
Source: RefSeq, a predicted model, not a curated record